CAUCCAAAUACUCUUCCUUCCAUACUUUCGUACUUGGCCGAUUCAGAAGUUGCAGAACUUAAAAAAAAGAAACCUUACAUUUGCAGAAAAAAGGGAUAGUGAGAGGAGAGAGAGCCAUUUCAUAUGAAAGAAAUAAAACUCUCCAUUUCCUUUUCCUUCAACUGAAAAAGACAGAGAAGCACAUAUUACUUAACAUAUUCAUAAACCCUCUAAACCCUGGUCUGAACCACCAUGCCCUGUUCGACUCUCUUUCACGGCUAUAUCAGAACCAUGUCUCUAGGACCCACUACCACCACCACCACCAAUUCUCUUGCUCUCUUCAAGACCCACCGCAAGUUUAUGGCAGUUGAACCUCCUCGGUUGCUGGGUUUUUUCGCCAGGCACCGGACCUACUAUACCCGCAAUGUUGGCUUCUGGAAUGUCUACCGGGCGCCGCGUUACUUGGCUUGCCGAGAACUCACAUGCUUGGCUUCUUCCGGGACCGUUGAGGUGAAUGGGGGUCAGAGCCGGCAGCGGCAGCGGCAGAAAGGGGCUGCUACGCCGCCGUUGUGGCAGCAGCAGAGUCUGAAUUACGGCCGCUAUGCUUAUCAGGAUGCGUCAAGCAGUGAGGAUUCGGACCGCGAAGUCGGGUCUUCUAGGAAAGAACCGUGUGGUUCAACUCUUGAUAACAUUGAUGAAUGGAGUUGGAAAUUAACCAUGUUGCUCCGUAAUGAGGAAGAACAAGAAGUGAUUUCAAGAGAGAAAAAAGACAGGCGUGAUUUUGAUCAACUUUCAGCAUUGGCAGCCAGAAUGGGUUUAUAUAGCCGUCAAUAUAACAAAGUAGUCGUCUUUAGUAAAGCUCCUCUACCAAACUACCGAUCAGAUUUGGAUACUAAGCGCCCACAGAGAGAGGUGAUAAUACCUUAUGGACUUCAAUCAGAAGUAGACUAUCUUCUUAGAGCCCAUCUCUCUCAAAAGGCAAGUGGCAGGGAAGGUUUAUCAGAUAAUUUAUUGUCAAGAUCAAGCAGCAGGGAUAGCAUUGUCUCUGAUGAGGGGUUUUAUGAGCAGCAGGAGCCAUCAGUCCGUCGUAGUGUUGCUAUGGAAAAAAUCCUUCAACACAAAAGUUUGAACAUGCGUAAUCAGCAGCAAGAAUGGCAGGAAUCUCCUGAAGGUCAAAAGAUGCUUGAACUUCGUAAAAGUCUUCCAGCAUAUAAAGAGAGAGAAGCAUUGCUAAAAGUUAUAUCAGAAAAUCAGGUUGUUGUCGUUUCAGGUGAAACUGGUUGUGGUAAAACUACACAACUUCCUCAGUACAUUUUAGAAUCUGAGAUUGAAGCUGCUCGCGGAGCUUUCUGUAAUAUUAUAUGUACACAACCCCGGCGGAUAUCAGCCAUGUCUGUUUCUGAAAGAGUUGCUGCAGAAAGGGGAGAGACACUGGGGGAAUCUGUGGGUUAUAAAGUUCGUCUGGAAGGAAUGAAAGGCAGGGACACUCGACUUCUUUUCUGCACAACUGGCAUAUUGUUGAGGAGAUUGCUUGUUGAUAGAACCUUGAGAGGUGUUACACAUGUUAUUGUUGAUGAGAUUCAUGAACGUGGGAUGAAUGAAGAUUUUCUUCUUAUUGUUCUGAAAGAACUUCUUCCUCGCCGACCAGAGCUGAGAUUAAUUUUGAUGAGUGCAACUCUAAAUGCUGACCUUUUCUCUUCUUUCUUUGGUGGGGCUCCAACAAUGCAUAUUCCUGGUUUUACAUACCCAGUUCGAGCACAUUUUCUGGAGAACAUUUUGGAAAUUACAGGAUAUCAGUUAACUCAAUAUAAUCAAAUUGAUGAUUAUGGGCAAGAAAAGUCGUGGAAAAUGCAAAAGCAAGCUCAGUCUGUAAGAAAAAGAAAGAGUCAGAUUGCGUCUUCGGUUGAGGAUGCACUUGAAGCUGCUGAUUUUAGGGAGUAUAAUCCAAAGACUCGGGAGUCUUUAUCUUGUUGGAAUCCUGACUCAAUUGGAUUUAACCUUAUCGAGUGUGUGCUUUGUCACAUUAUCCGGAAAGAAAGGUCUGGUGCUAUUUUAGUUUUUAUGACUGGCUGGGAUGACAUUAACUCUUUAAAGGAUCAGCUUCAGUCGCAUCCUCUCUUGGGAGAUCCUAGCAGGGUAUUGCUGCUAGCAUGUCAUGGUUCGAUGCCCAGCUCUGAACAGAAAUUAAUAUUUGAUAAGCCAGAAGAUGGAGUGAGGAAAAUUGUACUCGCUACGAACAUGGCUGAGACUAGCAUCACUAUUAAUGAUGUAGUUUUUGUUGUUGACUGUGGAAAAGCAAAAGAGACAUCAUAUGAUGCACUAAAUAACACCCCUUGUUUGCUUCCAUCCUGGAUUUCAAAGGCUGCUGCACGCCAAAGAAGGGGAAGAGCUGGUCGUGUUCAGCCAGGUGAGUGUUACCAUCUAUAUCCAAGAUGUGUAUAUGAUGCGUUUUCUGAUUACCAGCUCCCAGAGCUUUUGAGAACACCAUUGCAGUCGUUGUGUUUGCAAAUCAAGAGCUUACGACUUGGAAGUAUUUCAGAGUUUCUAUCUAAGGCUCUGCAACCUCCAGAACCUUUAUCAGUUCAAAAUGCUGUUGAAUAUUUGAAGAUCAUUGGAGCUUUGAAUGAAGAUGAAAAUCUAACAAGUUUAGGACGCAACCUGUCAAUGCUUCCAGUUGAGCCUAAACUUGGAAAGAUGCUCAUAUUAGGAGCUAUUUUCAAUUGUCUUGAUCCUGUAAUGACUGUUGUUGCGGGCCUUAGUUCCAGAGAUCCAUUCCUGAUGCCUUUUGACAAGAAGGAUUUAGCAGAGUCAGCAAAAGCACAGUUCUCAGCUCGUGAGUACAGUGAUCAUCUGGCACUGGUUCGUGCUUAUGAGGGUUGGAAAGAAGCUGAAAGAGAGCAAUCUGGUUACGAGUAUUGCUGGCGGAAUUUUCUUUCUGCACAAACUUUAAAAGCAAUUGACUCUCUUCGGAAACAGUUUUUUUAUUUGCUGGAGGAUACUGGUCUGGUUGAUCGCUAUAGAGAAAGCUGUAACACAUGGAGCCAUGAUGAGCAUCUUAUCCGUGCAAUCAUUUGUGCAGGCUUGUUCCCUGGGUUAUGCUCUGUUAUGAACAAGGAAAGAUCGAUAGUGUUAAAGACAAUGGAGGAUGGCCAAGUACUUCUAUAUUCGAAUUCUGUGAAUGCUGGGGUACCGAAGAUACCAUAUCCAUGGUUAGUUUUCAAUGAAAAGGUGAAAGUAAACUCGGUUUUCCUCCGAGAUUCAACCGCUGUUUCUGAUUCUGUGCUUCUUCUAUUUGGAGGGAGCAUUACCAGGGGUGGACUAGAUGGGCAUCUAAAAAUGUUAGGAGGAUACUUGGAAUUUUUUAUGAAACCUGCUCUAGCAGAAACAUACAUUUAUUUGAAGAAGGAGCUCGAUGAACUGAUUCAGAUGAAGCUCCUGAAUCCCAAGCUAGAUAUACAAUCCCAUCCUGAGCUCCUUUCUGCUUUAAGAUUACUGGUUUCAGGGGACCAAUGUGAGGGAAGAUUCGUCUUUGGUCGCCAGAUACCGAUCCCGAAAAAGGCAAAAAAAGAGAUACCACCUGUUGCAAAAGGAGGCAAUAAUGGUUCUGGUGGGAAUAAUUCCAAAAAUCAUCUGCAGACAUUGCUAGCCAGAGCUGGACAUGAAUCGCCCACUUACAAGACAAAACAAUUGAAAAAUAACCAGUUCCGUUCAACAGUGAUCUUCAAUGGGUUAGAUUUUGCGGGGAGUCCUUGCAGCAGUAAGAAACUUGCAGAGAAAGAUGCAGCCUCUGAGGCUUUGCUAUGGUUGCAGGGGGAGAACCAUUCAUCUUCCUCCAAUGUUGACCACAUGUCGAUGCUCUUGAAGAAGACCAGCAAAAAGAAGAGUCAGAAAAGGAAGUCUUUUCAAGAUGCCAAGUGGGGCUAAGGAGGGUCAAAGAAUGAUACUAUAUGCCUGAUUCUUUUUCACCAACCAGCGUUUCUUGUCAUUUUCAAAUUGGUUCAGGUAAUGCUGCUGGACAGUCAAUAUAUAUAUAUAUUUAUAUAUGAUGAUGAUAAUGGAGCUGCAGCCGUAAGAUGCUAAACAAACCAAACCCUCGUGUUUGUUUGCAAGGAUUGAAUUGCAUUACGUUCUUCAAAAGGAUUGAAUCAGUAUUUUUUUGAGGGGGAAAAGAGAUGAUAUUACAUUCUUCGCCGACAGAAGAUGGAGAAUUUUUUUUAUCAGUUCCGUUGAAGUAAUAUACUUGACAUUUUGUUUUUCAGUCCUAUAGAGUCGGGGAUCACAUUGAUCCAAGCUUCUUGCUCCAUUAGGUAACUGCUUAACUUUUGUAUAUAAUAAUAAUAUUAGUGUUAGUAAAUUAAGGAAUUAGCACAAUGAAAAGGGUUAGAUAAAGAGAGAACAUGUUUUACGUGGGCAAAAGCCUUGUACCUCAUAUUUAACUUCUAUAUUAUUAUUAUUAUUAUUA
Molecule: messenger RNA, 4441 nt
Organism: Humulus lupulus (European hop)
Lineage: Eukaryota; Viridiplantae; Streptophyta; Magnoliopsida; Rosales; Cannabaceae
Product: DExH-box ATP-dependent RNA helicase DExH3-like
Exons: 19
Coding region: 232-3903 (1223 amino acids)
Cellular component (GO): intracellular anatomical structure; nucleus
Molecular function (GO): RNA binding; ATP binding
Source: RefSeq, a predicted model, not a curated record